Messenger RNA from Artibeus jamaicensis (Jamaican fruit-eating bat), 1472 nucleotides. RefSeq names its product WD repeat domain 53 (gene WDR53). Bases 357 to 1448 code for a protein of 363 amino acids. Lineage: Eukaryota; Metazoa; Chordata; Mammalia; Chiroptera; Phyllostomidae. The record is from RefSeq and is a predicted model, not a curated record. Gene Ontology annotation, molecular function: protein binding. The transcript is spliced from 3 exons.
UCUGGCGCUGGUGGGGUCGUGGCUAGCCUACGUGCUCUGUCCUCUUCUUGGUCCAGUGGUCCAGUGUAGACAUUCCUGUUAGAUUUUCCUGUGUCAGUCCGGUCUCUGCUUCAGACUUCACCCUAACACAUGAAACGUCUUUCCUUGCUAGCCCGUACCUACCUCCUCCGCCUUCGGCUAAGUUGGAACUUCUUUCUUUAGCUUGGGCACCUCAGGUCGUCUUUUCCUGGUUAGACCUUCUCGUUUUCCCUGACUACCGGUACCUAUCAAAACGUGUUUCAGUGUAUUUUGAAAGUAAGGUCGCUACCUUGGAACUUCCUCCAGCAUUUGGAUAACCUUAAGUUCUCUGGGCCAUUAUGGCUGUCAAAUGGACUAGUGGACAUUCUUCUCCUAUUCUCUGCCUGAAUGCAAGUCCAGAAGGGCUUGUGGCUUCUGGAGCUGAGGGUGGAGAUCUCAUGGCUUGGAGCAAAGAUGGCACUCCACUGGGACACACAUUUUUUCAAGGGGCUGAUGAUGUUACCAGUGUCUUAUUCUCUCCCUCCUGCCCCACCAAGCUCUAUGCCUCCCAUGGAGAAACCAUUAGCAUACUAGAUGUCAGAUCUCUCAAAGGUUCCUUGGACCAUUUUCAUGUGAAUGAAGAAGAAAUUAAUUGCCUUUCAUUGAAUGAAACUGAAAACCUGCUGGCUUCUGCUGAUGACUCUGGUGCAGUCAAAAUCUUAGACUUGGAAAAUAAGAAAGUUAGCAGAUCACUGAAGAGACAUUCCAAUAUCUGUUCUUCUGUAGCUUUUCGGCCUCAGAGACCUCAGAGCCUGGUGUCCUGUGGACUAGAUAUGCAGGUGAUGCUAUGGAACCUUCAGAAAGCUCGGCCACUCUGGAUUACCAAUUUACAGGAGGAUGAAACAGAAGAAAUGAAGAGCCCACAAUCAUCCAGUCAGCUUUUAAACCCUGCUCUAGCUCAUUCUGUGUCCGUGGCAUCAUGUGGCAAUAUUUUUAGUUGUGGUGCAGAAGAUGGUAAGGUUCGAAUCUUUAGGGUGAUGGGAGUCAAGUGUGAACAAGAACUGGGAUUUAAGGGCCACACUUUGGGGGUAUCCCAGGUCUGCUUUCUGCCAGAAUCUUAUUUGCUGCUUACUGGAGGGAAUGAUGGGAAGAUAAUGUUGUGGGAUAUAAGCAGUGAACUUGAGAAAAAAAAGAUAAGUCCUAAAAAACAGAAGAGUCCUACAAAACAUUCCCACAGGAAGAACACUAAAAGAGCAACUUAUACCAAGCAGGGUAAAAACAGUAAUACCUCAGUAACAGGCGAAGAACAGGGCGAAUUUUUACCAAAGCUAAGUAUUGAACAUGGAGAAAAAGUGAACUGGCUCUUGAGUACAAAAAUAAAGGGUUACCAAAGUAUAUUAGUAGCUGAUCAAACUAGUUGUAUAUCUGUAUAUCCCUUAAAUGAAUUUUAAGUCCAAUAAAAAACAUUUGAAAAA